Cutaneotrichosporon cavernicola is the source of this 1233-nucleotide messenger RNA. RefSeq lists its product as uncharacterized. Gene Ontology annotation, cellular component: endoplasmic reticulum; Dsc E3 ubiquitin ligase complex. Gene Ontology annotation, molecular function: protein binding. The transcript has 3 exons. The record is from RefSeq and is a predicted model, not a curated record. The coding region runs from base 1 to 1233 and encodes 410 amino acids. Lineage: Eukaryota; Fungi; Basidiomycota; Tremellomycetes; Trichosporonales; Trichosporonaceae.
AUGUCGACACCUCCCGAACCGUCCGAGAACGAGCCCCUCCUCCCACCACCAGCGUCUAUGGGCCCUGCAUCGCGAUCGAAACUUCAUGCGCGGCGAUACCUCCCACCCCCGUCCGACAAGGCCAAGGGCAAGCAGCGCGCCAUCUCCCCGUCCGAUGACGAGGCGCAAGCGCCUCCCGACCUGCCCAAGGCCAAGGGUAAGACUCGGGCGCCAGACCCCGGUCGGCCAGUUACGGUCAUUUUCUCGAAUGAGGAGGAUGCCGGUGGCCAUCUCGAAGUAUGGGUCGAGGAGGGCGAAAGUGUCGGAAAGGUCAAGGACAAGAUCCGACACAUGCGCCCAAACGUCGCUGGGAACCAGUUGCGCCUGAUCCACGCUGGUCGACUGUUGACCGACGGUAUCCUCCUCCUUCCCUGGCUUCGAAGCCUGGAAGAGCGGGUGCGCCGGCAGGCGGGGGGUGCUGGUGUCGGCGAUGUUCUCCGUGAAGUUGGGCGCGGACUCGCCGGCGACGACGAAGAGGAAGAGCCUGAACCGGUACAGGAACGGGUCUAUCUCCACUGCAACGUUGGCGGACCAUUGGAGGGUGCACCGACGCCCAGCGAGACCGAACCGGAGGCGGUGGUUCCGCGUAGACGCGGCUUUGAUGCGCUUCUGGAUGCUGGAUUGUCGCCUGAAGAAGUGGCGGCUAUGAGGCGCCAAUUUUACGAAAGCCGAGGGGAAGAGGUGCCGGACCUAGACGUAGGCGUGAAUGACGAGCAUGCGCGCGCACUGGAGGAACAGUGGAUCGAGGGCGACCUCACCCCCGAAACCGCAACCACCUCAUCGGAGGGCAUGUACACGGCCAUCCUGCAUGGCCUGCUCGCGGGAUUCCUGUACCCUCUCACGCCGUGGUUUUUUUUCCGCGAAGAGCCGCUGCCCAAUUUCUUCGACGCAGAAGCUGAAGCCGACCAGCUUGCUCGACGAGCUGAGUCCGCCGCGCGUGCCGAGGAUGAGCGGAGGGCUGCUGCACACGCUGCAGCUAUGCGCGGACAUGCCGGGUCUGACAGCCUCGAAGUACCGCACGCUAGCAGUCCCGCGCCAUCGCGCGAGAGCGGUAGCAUGCGUGUUAGUAGCUCGCCGCUCGUUGGCGGGGAACUCGUCGGCUCGGUCGUGUUCAGCAAGCGGAUGCGGAUCGGCAUCUACUUGGGCACGAUGAUCAACGUUGUGUUCGGUGCGCUCCGUUUCCUCUCAGUAUAG